UCGGCUUAAGAAGAAGAGCAGUAUUGAAAAUUUGUAAAUAAAAAGUAAUAGAAAUGAUAAUUUAUGGGGUGUAUAUAGUAAGUAAAUCAGGUGGACUCAUUUAUAAUCUGGAUAGCAACGUUCCUCGCAUAGAGCAGGAACGUUCGUUUACAUAUCCUCUUGAUUUAAUACUCGACUAUGAUCCCAAGAAGGUGUCGGUGGUCUUCAACCGAAAGGAUGGAAUCAAUGUGGGGCACGUUUUAAUAGCUGUAAAUGGAAUGCCGGUAAAUGGGAAUACACUCGAGGAUGGACGUGACGUCAAAACUGUGCUGGACAACGCAGAGAACUAUCCGAUGAAUUUAAAAUUUUGCAGGCAUAAAUUGACUACCAAUGAAAAAAUUGUACAAGCAAGUACGUUCUAUCCCCUAUACGCUUUUGCUAGUCAACUCAGUCCGGAACCUAAAAGUUCUGGUAUUGAAAUAUUGGAAGCCGAUACAUUUACCUUGCAUUGCUUCCAAACGCUAACAGGAGUUAAGUUUAUUAUAAUAUCGGAAACUGGUGAAACUGGCAUGGAUAUUUUACUUCACAAAAUUUACGAGUUAUAUUCAGAUUAUGUUCUGAAAAAUCCGUUUUAUGCUUUGGAAAUGCCCAUACGCUGUGAAUUAUUUGAAAAUAAGCUGAAGGCGUUAUUGGAUAUAGUGGGAAGCUCAGGUAUAAAUAACUUGGACAAGUAAAAACUGUAACAUUUGCAUUGUUAUCGUAAUAUAAGGUCUUUUAAAACAACAAAAUACUCACUUGAAUGGGGUGCGUAGUUUGUUUUUAUUGAAAAGCGUAUUGAAUAUAUGUAAAAUGUUACGAUCCUUAUUACUAAAUUGCACAAUAAAAAAAAAAGCAUUCUUAAACAAUAGUAGAAUCAACAAAAUGUACGAAAUAAAUAAAAAAACUCGGCAUCCAAAUUAGAAGUAUUCGCUUAAAAAAGAAAAACAACAAUUUAUGAACUAAUUAAUACCAUCAAAGUAAAUGCGUUUAACA
This is a messenger RNA of Rhagoletis zephyria (snowberry fruit fly), 1011 nucleotides long. RefSeq names its product trafficking protein particle complex subunit 4-like protein Trs23 (gene Trs23). Gene Ontology annotation, biological process: endoplasmic reticulum to Golgi vesicle-mediated transport. Lineage: Eukaryota; Metazoa; Arthropoda; Insecta; Diptera; Tephritidae. Gene Ontology annotation, cellular component: TRAPP complex. The record is from RefSeq and is a predicted model, not a curated record.